Molecule: messenger RNA, 2978 nt
Organism: Columba livia (rock pigeon)
Lineage: Eukaryota; Metazoa; Chordata; Aves; Columbiformes; Columbidae
Gene: SHARPIN
Product: SHANK associated RH domain interactor
Exons: 9
Coding region: 1-1947 (648 amino acids)
Biological process (GO): proteasome-mediated ubiquitin-dependent protein catabolic process; positive regulation of canonical NF-kappaB signal transduction; protein linear polyubiquitination
Cellular component (GO): ubiquitin ligase complex
Molecular function (GO): ubiquitin binding; ubiquitin-protein transferase activity
Source: RefSeq, a predicted model, not a curated record
AUGGAGGUGUCUCCGGGGAAAGCUCGAGGAGGGCGCGUGUGCCUCGGCCGCCGUCCGCCGUCUGGCGCCGGCCCACCGGGCCUCCGCCCACCUCGACAUGUCCCCGACUGCUCGGGACGGAGCGAGCGGCUGAGCGAGACCUGGGAGUCCCCCGGAGCGUUCGAGCGGGCGAGCGAGCGGUCCAACCUUUCCUCGGGCACCGGACGACAACAAGCAGUGAGGCCCCACCCGCCGCCCGUCCGUCCCGAGCGGCGCCUCACAGCCCGCGCGUCCCCAUUGGAGGAUUGCGCUGGCCAUCGCCGCGGAUCUCCUCUUCGGUUGGCUGAGAGGGACGUCAGUCAGGGCAGCGCUCCCGCCCUCCGCGGGGCACACCCGAGGCCCCUCCCUCAGGCUGAAGCGCUCGGCCUCCUGAUUGGCUGGCGGGGACAAAGACGGGGGGAGCGGCUGUCAAUCACCGCGGGGUUGUGCGCGGGCGCCCCCACCCGUCUCGCAGCGCGUUGCGGCCCCGGGGGCGGGGCGAGGGGCGGAGCCUCCGGUACCGGAACGCUCGGGCGCGGGGACGCGUUUCCCGCCGGACCGCGCGGAAGUACCGGCGGCGAUGGCUCUGCCCGGUGCCCCCGGCCCGGCCCCGGACGCGGCCCCGCCGCCGCCGCCCACCGUGCUGAUGGCGGUGCGGGCGGGGCUGGCGCGGGCCGCCCGCCUCCCGCCGCUCCCCGCCGCCGCCGCGCUCCGCCUGCAGCUCAGCGUCCAACCCGCGGCCGGCGGGGAGCGCCGCUUCCGCCUGGGCCUGCGGCACCCGGAGCCCGCGGGCGGGGAGCCCGUCGCCGAGUACGACCUGCGGGACAUCUCGUACCGGGUGUGCGGCCCCGCGGCCCACGAGCUGACGGUGCCCGGCGCCCCCCAGGAGCCGCUGGCCUUGGCCUUCGAGGACGAGCGGGAGGCGCAGAAGUGGUGGACGGUGCUCAGCAGCUCCCUGCGCGAGCCUCGGACAACGCGCUGGCGGCGCCGGCACCGUCCCUGCCCGCGGCUGCCGGCGCUGACGCCGCGGACGUGGAUCCGGAGACGGCUCAGUCCCUGGAGCUGGUGGAGAAAGAGGAGCUGGCCCUGCGCCUGGCCAAGGCCAUCGAGUACGGUGACGAGGAGGCGGCGGCGCGGUGCGCGGUGGCGCUGGCGCGGCAGCUGGCCACGCUGCGCAUCCUCUGGAGGGAGGACAUGUACCCCAGCGACGAGAUCAGCAUGGCGGUCGGCGUGGAGGACGCCACGUCGUCGGCCAGCAUCACGCUCCGCGUCCGCGCUCACACCACCGUCGCCGAGCUCAAGGAGCAGGUGUUCCGCGAUUACGGUUUCCACCCGCUGGUCCAGCGCUGGAUCAUCGGGCAGUGCCUGUGCGUGGACGACCGCACCGUCUCGUCCUACGGCGUGCGCCGCGACGGCGACACCGCGUACCUGUACCUGCUGUCGGCCAGCGCGGCCCAGCUCACCGAGCAGCGCUACGAGGAGGACCAGGCGCGGGUGAUGCUCAGCGCCACCUCCCCGCCCACCGACGGCAACGGGGAGCGCCGGAAAUACAACACCCUGCCCAGCGUCUCCCCAAAAAAAGGGCAGGGGAGUGAGGCCGGCAGGAGAUGGGACGCUGGGGACAUCAGCCAGCACCUGGACUCGCUGCAGCUCGGGGACCUGUUCAGCACCCCCCCAGCGCCCAGCCUGCCCUCGCCGGUGCCGGCGGGCUGGUCGUGUCCCCAGUGCACCUUCAUCAACAAGCCCACGCGCCCCGGCUGCGAGAUGUGCAGCGCCGACCGGCCCAGCGACUACGUGGUGCCCGGUGGCCACCAGCCCGACGAGUCGGAGCUCUGGCGCAUGCAGCAGGAGCAGGAGGGGAUCCGGCAGUACCAGCAGGGACAGCAAGAGGACGGCUCGGCCGCGCUGCGCCCCGGGGGCAUGGGGUGACGUCAGCCCGCCCCCCCAGUUCUGCUGCCCCCCCCCCAGUUCUGCUGCCCCCCAGCUCUGCUAGACCCCGCUCUGGCCGGGCCCAGUGUCCCCCAGUGCCCCCCAGGACCCCCCGUCGUCCCCUAUGGUCCCACAGUGCCCACCAGGACCUCUCAGUGUCCCCCCAGUGUCCCUGAGGGUCCCCCCAUGUGCACCCAGAAGCUGCCACCAGGCCCCCCCACACUAAGAGCUGGUGUGGGGACGUGCUGCAGAAGCUGAGCCUUGGGGGCCAUACUUGGGGGGCUCUGAGCCUUGGGGGCCAUACUUGGGGGGCUCUGAGCCUUGGGGGGCCGUACUUGGGGGUCUUUGAGGCUUGGGGGGCUCUGAGCCUUGGGGGUCUCAGUCUCAAGAGGGUCUGUGCUCAGGGGUCUUGGAGGCUCGGGGGGGCUGUACUUGGGGGUCUCUGAAACUCAGGGGGCUCUGAGGCUGGGGGGGGCAUCCUUGGGGUCUCAGGCUUGGGGGGCUGUGCUUGGGGGUCUCUGAGGUUUGGGGGGGUCUCUGAGGCUUGGGGGGCUGUGCUCAGGGGUCUCUGAGGUUUGGGGGUCUCUCAGGCUCAAUGGGGACCCUACUUGGGGGCCUCUGAGGUUUGGGGGUCAGGCUUGGGGGGCCAUGCUUGGGGGUCUCUGACACUUGGGGCCCUGUACUUUGGGGUCUCUGGGACUUGGGGGUCUCUGGGGCUUGGGGGGCCGUGCUCGGGGGUCUCGGGCUCAAGGGGGGCUGUACUUGGGGGUCGGGCAGGCUCGGGGGGCCCAUGCUCAGGGUCUCUGAGACGUGGGGGUCUCGGGGGGGACAGGUUGGUUAUUCUGUGUCGCACUUUGCACUGGAGAUCUGGCCCCACAGCGGGACCCCCACAUCCCUGGGGGAGGGACGGGACCCCCGGUUUGGGCCCCGUGGGGGGGGACUGCAACCCCCCAAGCGUCUGUUGGGUGCCUGGCAAUGCCAUGGGGGGUGCCACAUGUGGACCCCCCCCCAAUUAAAGCCUUAUCCCACCA